Molecule: messenger RNA, 1839 nt
Organism: Brassica rapa (field mustard)
Lineage: Eukaryota; Viridiplantae; Streptophyta; Magnoliopsida; Brassicales; Brassicaceae
Product: protein OCTOPUS-like
Source: RefSeq, a predicted model, not a curated record
AAAGUUAAGACAAGGGAAAGGGGUUGUUCAAUAGUGUUGACAACGCCACACACUCUCUCUCCAAAAAUGGCAGUGACGACCCAUUCGACUCCACUCUCUUCCAUUCACUGAAACCACUCUCCUACAGCCAUCAUGACCCACCACCAAUCCCAGCGCCGUCGCCGUCGUCACUCCGCCGUCUGUAACCGUCAUCCCACUUCCAAACCCACCGCUGGCUUCUGCGCCACCUGUCUCCGCGAACGCCUCUCCACCAUCGAAGCUCUCUCUUCCGAUCAAGCCCCCGAGCUCCGCCGCGCUCGCUCCCACUCCGUCCGUGACGCAUCCGCCGCAGAUUUAUACCAGCCACGACGCAGAUCGUGUGACGACGGCUCUCUCCACGACCGAGACGACGAAGACGAGAGGCUAGGGAGCUCGAUUCGGAUUCCAGAUUUGAAAGAGGAGGAAGAUGAAGAUGAAGGUAGAGCGAGUAUGAGGCUCCUUGAAGAAGAAGAAGAAGACGGAGAGAAGAAGACAAUGAAGGAGUUUAUAGAUCUUGAAUCAAGAACUCGCCAAAUCAAGAAGAGCAACGACAAAGAGCCCUCCUCCUCCUCAUUCACAUCUGUCUUCACCAGAACGCUUAAGAAACUCUCUCUCAAACAACAUCCCAAGAACUCCCAAAACGGCGACGUUUACUCUAAAACAGCUCUUGGCCGUCGCUCAUGUGAUGUUGAUCCUAGAUUAUCUCUCGACGCAGGGCGAGUCUCUUUCGAGGAGCCUAGAGCGUCAUGGGACGGAUGCUUGAUCGGGAAGACGUAUCCAAAGCUGAUACCUUUAUCAUCCGUUACUGAAGAUGGUAAAGCCUCGCCGGAGGAGGAGGAGAAGAAGCCAGGCGGGACAGCUCAGACGAGGGAUUACUACUUGGAUUCGCGGCGGAGAAGAAGCUUUGAUCGGUCAUCGAGGCAUGGGUUGGUUGAUGUUGAGGAAGUCAAAGCUAAGUUGUCACCUGAAGGUGUUGGUUUGUUUCAUGGAGCUAAGUUGCUUGUUACCGAGAGAGAACUGAGAGAUUCGAAUUGGUAUUCCAUCAAAAACUACAAACCGGAGAGCUUAGAGUUAGCUUCUAAAGGUGGCCUAGGUUGUGUUGCUGGUGGUGGUGAGGUGAAGCAGGAUGGUUUUGGUUUGAAGAAGAGUGGAAAGAAAUGGGGGAAAGGAUGGAAUCUUUGGGGGUUGAUUCAGAGGAAAGCUGAUACAGAAGUUAAAACCGAGCAAAGUUUGAAACUUGGAGGAAAUGCAAUGGAGGGUUCUCUUGCUGAGUCUCUCUUGAAGCUUAGGAGAGUGGCUAAAGGAGAAAGCUACGGUGAUGUUAGCGAGAAACUCUUGAGAAGUUACAGCGUUAGUGCAAGGAAGUCUUGUGAUGGUGCCAUGUUUCAUGGUGCUUCUAUUGUUAAUGGCUUUGAAGGUAGAAGAAGCUCUUGUGAUGGUCUGUUCCAUGGGUCUAUUACUGCUGGUGCUGAGGCUGGAAGGAGAAGCUUGUGCGAAGAUAAACAGAAUCAUCUUCUUGGGAGAGACGCCAAGCUUGGUGGUACUUACUCGCCGGAUAGCCUCAGAAACGGUAUGGUUAGAUUCUACUUGACGCCGUUGAAGAGCCAUGUGACAAGCAACUCUGGGAAAAGUAGGCUGAUGAAUUAGUCUGAUGAUCUGUGAUGGAUAAUUAUAUUUGAUAGUACUGUGUUGUAAUUAGCCAUUACCAAUGUAUGUUUACUUUUUAUCCCAUUACUCUAUAGAUAAUAUGCUUAUCUUUGUUCUAUCUACUUUCUAUGUGUGAUCAAAGUUCUCAAAGUUUAAUACUAUGGUGAUUUUGUU